AUGGCCGUUUUGGGGGGAAAUUUUGGCGCGCUCCCUCCGUUAUAUCUCCUGUUAACCCACUCGGCUUUGAAGAGAGUGUAUUUAUGGUGCAAAGGGCAGAUCUUUGCGGUUAGGGCUUAUGAUCUUCAGCCCCCUACUUGUCCUAAAGUGCCCUUCAUAACUCCUCUUAAAUCCCCUUCAUUUAUGGCGGAGAGCCCCCUUAUUUGCAUGGUUUCCUUGGGUGAGAGAGCAGUGUUCUCAAGGGUAACUUCUGCAACCUCUUUUUUUGAGUUUAAGUUCGACGUAGCUGAGAGGUUGAAGGUUCCUUAUGAUGCGCUAUCAAUGGUUUAUAAAUCUGAAAGGAUCCCUGAUCUGAGUUUUGAGAUCGAGAAUGAGGAUGAUAUGGAGUGUAUGGUGGAGCACAACCGUAAUAUCGGGUGUCUGGAGAUCCAUAUUCGAGCUAAUAUAGAUGUAGAUGUUUCCAGAUGUGAGAACACCCCGAAGCAACCUCCUGAAAUCAUUAUGAAUACACUGAAGCCAAAGUUUAUUGAUAGUACUUCUGCCGCAAACCAUGGUUCUGAAAGAAUUCCAAUUGAUAAUCCCAGUGGUAGCAGUGUAGUGCGUUCUGAUGACAUUAUUAACAACACAGUAAUGAUUCCUGGUUGGUGGCAUAAUGCAUUAACUGAAGAGGGUCAAGAAUUUGAAAGUGCUGAAGAAUUAAGGUUGGCGCUGACAUACUAUUCUCUGGCCAAAAUGUUUGAUUAUGAGUUUAAAAAGAACGAACCAAAACGUAUCCGUGUAUAUUGCCGAUAUAAAGAAACUUACGAGUGCCCAUGGAUGUUGUUUGCUUCACCUGUUAAGAAUGCAAAUAGACUAUCGAUCAAGAAGUUUGUUAAUGAACAUACUUGUGGGCAGUACGGGCAAAAUACAGGUCGUUCAAGGGCAUCCCGUAAAUUCAUUGCAACACAGUUACAACCACUCCUGAAGGUCCGUCCAGAAAUCCGACCCGUUGAUGUGCAAAAGGAGUUCCUCACAAACUACGGCCUUAGAAUUGAUUACAGUAAGAUAUGGUGGGGGAAAGAGAGAGCACAGGAGAAGCUUUACGGGGAUAUAUAUGAGUCGUAUGAUCAACUACGAUGGUAUGAGCGCAUGGUAAAAGAGACAAAUCCCGGCAGUUACAUACAUGUUGACCAGAAUGAGGGGAGGUUUUCGAGACUCUUUGUUUGUUAUGCUGCAUGCAUCAAAGGUUUCUUGAGUGGAUGCAGACCCCUUCUAUUUUUGGACGGUACAUUUUUGAAGGAUCGAUAUAAAGGUAUUCUCCUCUUGGCCAUAGCAUACGAUGGGAACCAAGGUAUAUUUUCCUUAGCGUAUUGCAUAUGUGAUCAAGAGAAUUUGAUGAAUUGGAAGUGGUUCCUCCAAGGUCUAUGGUCCAUACUUUAUGAGAGGGCUGACCCUUACAAUCCUCCCCACCAAUUGGUUAUAAUUUCUGAUGCGGACAAAGGAAUUAAAGAAUCAGUAAAAGAGUAUUUUCCAGAAGCUCUACAGUCGAGGUGUGUUCUACAUCUUGUUGAAAAUUUUAGGUUAAAGCUUAAGGACUUGGGUAUGAAGUCGAAGGACACUCAUGUUCUUGGGAACUUACUCCAAAGUGCUUGUUAUAAAUACACAAUAGCAGAAUGGAAUGAGUACAUGAAAGAGAUAUAUGACAUGGAUCCAAGGGCAUACAACAUUGCUAUGAACUACUCUCCUGAUCAAUGGGCAAAUGCAUUCUUCCCGGGAAUAAGGUAUGGGCACGUAACAUCUAAUGUCGCUGAGUCUUUUAAUAAUUGGAUAAGGGAAGCUAGAAUGCUACAGAUUCUACAAAUGGUUGAGCAUAUCCGUAAACAGAUAAUAGUUCGAAUGAGUAAUCGUCGGUUACUUGCAGAUAAAUGGGUUGGAUAUCUCUGUCCACAAGCAGAGAUGGUGCUUAAAGAAAAUAUAGAGAAAGGUCGUCCAUUGGAUGUUAAGCAAGCUGCAGCUGACAUAUUUGAAGUGCAAGCACAUAAAACUACCCGUGUUGAUUUGGAGAAGAAGACAUGCACUUGCCGUGCUUGGGACGUCAUGCGGAUUCCGUGUAAACAUGCAAGUGCAGUCAUCUCGUACAUGAAGAGAGACAUUUACCAAUAUUGCGAUUGGUUUAUGUCCAUAGAAGCAUUUAAAAAGAGCUAUGACCCGAUUCUCUAUCCUAUACCAGAUUAUGAGAAACGAAGCGUGCCAAGGGAUGAGAUCGAGCUACUUCCACCACAUACUAUCAAAAGAAAGGGGAGAAAUAAAACAAGACGUAUCAACAAUCGAACAGUGUACAAACGACCUUUGAAAUGCUCUCGAUGCCACACCGAAGGCCACAACCACGCAUCUUUCAAUGAACCGAUCGCCGAUUGA
Molecule: messenger RNA, 2397 nt
Organism: Asparagus officinalis (garden asparagus)
Lineage: Eukaryota; Viridiplantae; Streptophyta; Magnoliopsida; Asparagales; Asparagaceae
Exons: 4
Coding region: 1-2397 (798 amino acids)
Molecular function (GO): zinc ion binding
Source: RefSeq, a predicted model, not a curated record